GGAGCUUCGCCGCUGUGAUGUAGAAUUUGUGGAAGGGGUGCUCAAAGUGUAUUCUGGUAGGAUAUAUUCAUCCCCACAUUCUUCCUAAACCACCACCACUUCCCUCCACCACGUUAAACGACGUCAUCGCCAUAGAUACAUUAAGCUUUUAGCCGCAUUUCUACAAAUUUAAUAACUUUAACCUAACUUCCACAUAACUACUACGUAUGCACCCGAAAAAAAUUUCUCGAAUUUUCGUGGCUACCUUCUAAAGCUUUUGUUAGGACCGUCGUGCUCGUCGAGUGGUGUACCCAAUCAUCAGAAUGUUCACUCACCAGCGUGUCUUCCAGCUGUUCCAUUUGCCGAGGUGAUUGACCUUCAUAAUUUUACUGUUACUUCCAACUUUAUUCAAGUAUACUACAACACUUCAAUGUUAAGGUACCUACAGGUUAAUAAUAAAACCACAAAGAGUGAGAUUUCGGUUUCAUCGUGUACUAGUACCUCGGGGACAGCCAUCGCCAACAAACAUGAUGAAGGCGGAACCGACUGAUUGCGAUGAUGACUUCACAGGCAAGAAUAAUAUCGAGCAUUUUUAUAUAGAAUACAAAGGUGUACAAAACCAAACCAUGAACUUCACUCCUUUCGCGGGAGUGCCCCUCUCGGCGGCCUUACCGGUCGCUACCCAGUUCGGAGGGACAAAACUGACUCAAGGCGUAGCGACGGCAAACGGACAAGUGGUGGGAGUGUUGCAAGGCGGCGAAAAUGGAGUUCAUUACAUUCGUCCAUUGGACCCAUCGGCGUUCGCCACAAGUACCUCUCCCAACCAUCCCAACGGACAACAGACCCAAAUUAUUACUCUGCCCAUCACAAUGCCCGGAUCAAAACCGGGCGAUCCUCAGCAAACCGUUCAAAUACAAGUAGUCAAUCCCAUCCAGACAGCCGUCACCUUACCACAAACCACACAACCUCCAUCACCGAAAUACCAAAUUUCGCAAAUACCUAUGCAACCAUUUGGGCAGGGUGCGACAGUUUUGACCGUCGCCUACAAUCCGAAUCAGGAAGGAAUUCAAAUUGUGGAUGGACACAAUGGUAUACCCGAAGGCAUGACAGUAGUAGCAGCCUUACAACCUCAAGAUAUACAACUUAUCCAACAUCAGACAACGGAUGAAGCCGAUGUUGAUAAGGAUAUGGUACCCACACCGGUUGCAAUUAUCAAAAAUGAAAAUUUAAAAGACGACGCGAAUGGUGAAGCAGGCUCGUCGGCGACAAACGCUACCUAUUUACAAAAUACCGCCGUCCAGGAGUAUUUACAAAGGAUACACACCGCCACCUUGCCACUCAGUUUGCAGCAAUUCUUGAGGUUCAACACGGAUUCAGUGAUUAAACGAGAGCAAAUCACCGAGGAUGGUGUGAUAGAAACGAUUGUAGAACAACACGAACAAGACUCGUUAGUAAUGAACAGUGCAGAAACGGAGGAAAGUGUCGAUGACCCCGAAAAAGGUAAAAAGAAGAAGAGAUACAAAAAGAAGCCACCCAAACCGAAAAAGCCAAAGCCAGGUCAGGUUCACAUCGCAACAGCUUUGGACGGAACAAUAUUAUUUUGUUGCCCCGAAUGUCACAUGGCCUAUCCCGAAAAGGAACUACUCGAACAACAUCUCGUCGGGCAUAAGAUCGAACGUAGGUUCAUCUGUGAUAUUUGCGGUGCCGGUUUGAAGAGGAAGGAACACCUGGAGAGACACAAGCUCGGUCACAAUCCUGAACGACCGUUUGUAUGUUCGAUUUGUAUGAAAGGUUUCAAAAGGAAAGAACAUUUGAAUUUGCAUUUUGUCAUCCAUUCGGGGCAUAAAACGGAAAUAUGUACGGAAUGCGGUAAGGGAUUCUACAGGAAGGACCAUUUGAGGAAACACGCGCGCUCGCAUAUUACCAGACGGGCUAAGGAACAACAACAGCAAUCUCAAAUGCUGGUUAAUAAGGACGCCACUACUCAAGUCACCAUACAGGUACCAUCACAACAGCAAAUACAAAUACCUGUCCAAAUUCAAGUACCGCAGCACGCGAUUCAAGUUACUGGCGGCAACGAGGAGGAGCCCAAUCCGGUUAGCACGGUCGUGUUACCAACCGUAUCAGAAAGUAUGACAAUUCUCCCCCACUAAUAUUUUUUUACAUCACUGUUUCUCUAUUAAGAAUUAACAAUUAUUAAUUAUAUGUGACUAAAGUAUUAACAAUGCUUUUAUUUGUUACGAAAACACAUGGUUUAAUUUGUAGUGAUCAAUUUUAAGUACCUAAUAGAGUUUCGUUGUUGAUUUCAAUCGUACGUAAAAUAAUUAUUUAUACAUCACAAUUCUGAAAGUCAUUUAUUUUUAAUGUUUGUAUAAAGUGUGGAAUUACCUAUUCUCUGUUGGACCUUAAUCUGUAUAUAAAAUAGUGUCAAUGUAUAUAAUGUAAAUACUUCACAUUUAACGGGAAACAUCUUACCACAGGGUGUGCAAGAGAUGAGACUUUGCAGCCUGCCUUGACCUACAGCGUUUUGUAAGUUUUUAGCCUGUAGAUUCGGAUAAUUAUUAA
Messenger RNA from Photinus pyralis (common eastern firefly), 2544 nucleotides. RefSeq names its product zinc finger protein 674-like. Gene Ontology annotation, molecular function: DNA-binding transcription factor activity, RNA polymerase II-specific; RNA polymerase II cis-regulatory region sequence-specific DNA binding. Gene Ontology annotation, cellular component: nucleus. NCBI's taxonomy places the organism in Eukaryota, Metazoa, Arthropoda, Insecta, Coleoptera, Lampyridae. The coding region runs from base 507 to 2132 and encodes 541 amino acids. Gene Ontology annotation, biological process: regulation of transcription by RNA polymerase II. The transcript is spliced from 5 exons. The record is from RefSeq and is a predicted model, not a curated record.